Molecule: messenger RNA, 798 nt
Organism: Thermochaetoides thermophila DSM 1495
Lineage: Eukaryota; Fungi; Ascomycota; Sordariomycetes; Sordariales; Chaetomiaceae
Exons: 1
Coding region: 1-798 (265 amino acids)
Cellular component (GO): nucleus; cytoplasm
Molecular function (GO): ATP hydrolysis activity; nicotinamide-nucleotide adenylyltransferase activity
Source: RefSeq, a predicted model, not a curated record
AUGCAUAUGGCGACGUCAACGAUAUAUGAUCUUAUGGCCAAGGACCCCAGCAAAGCACUGAGCAAUUCCCGGUUGCUUCUCUUGCUGUCAGUCAACAACGCUGACAAGGCCCCCAAACCGGCGGCGUUUGACAAGCGGCUGGCCAUGAUGUGGGCCUUUGCUUGGGAUUUCCAACGGGCUAUGCGACAGGAACAGCGGCGUGUUGACGGGACAGGGCCAACGUCGGGUGUUAGCAUUGACGUCGAUUUGGGUCUAUGCACCUUACCGUAUUUCCACGCCAAGAGCGCGGCCAUUGCCGAGUCCACUUUCUACUCUGGAAAAUAUGGAGAGAAACACGAUGAAGGCAAGGAUAACACCGAAACUAUGGAACAGAUAUUCCUUGUCGGCUACGAUACGUUAAUUCGCAUUUUCAAUCCUAAGUAUUACGGUCCUGUUGAGACCAUCGCCCAGCUUACCACGGUUGGUCAAUCACCGAUGCAGAAAGCACUUGGCCCGUUCUUUGCUCGGUCUAGGCUGCGAGUCACAAUGCGGACGGAUGACGAAUGGGGAGGAAUGGAAGAGCAAAUCGCUUAUGUAGAAGAUCUCAUGAAAGAAGAUGGGCUGUUGCAGAAAGUUGGAGGGGCCAGGGACUGGGUCAACAGAAUUGACAUGGUUGAGGGUCUGAAGGCUGGUACCGAUGUCAUCAGUAGCACGUAUGCGCGGGCAGCAGCAAAGUACCAAGAUGCAAACAAGCUGGAUUUAAUGGUAACUCCUGAGGUAAGGUGGUGGAUUGAACAUGAGUCUUUAUACCAAGAGUGA